Ooceraea biroi (clonal raider ant) is the source of this 6864-nucleotide messenger RNA. It is a transcript of the gene sano, whose product is annotated as CABIT domain-containing protein serrano. Lineage: Eukaryota; Metazoa; Arthropoda; Insecta; Hymenoptera; Formicidae. The record is from RefSeq and is a predicted model, not a curated record.
UCUGAUUUCUACAUCUAUCGUCGAUAGUACGAUCAGCUGUACCACUCGUCAACCUGAAUGUUUUAGUUGUUCCAUUAUUGAGAAAAACCUGCGAGAUUAUUUCAGAGCAAUGUUUUCGCUGUGUUCUAAUAUUCUCAUCCUCUUAUUAAUUUACUAUUUCUCUUAUUUUGUUUUUAUUAAUCUUUCUCAAAAUCAAUUAAUUUUGUAUGUCUUCCAAAACUGUUUCAACAUAGUCGUCAAGCUGAGCACUUGAACAUUCAUAAAAUUGCUAAGUAUUAUCCGAGCAAAAUCUUCAUCGUCAAAAGAUGUGAAAUUUGUACGAGUACAGAUAACUUUGUAUACAUCAUGCUUUUGCUCAUCGUGCACAUUCAGCCCUUAUUGUAGCGGUUUUACGGGCAUUAGCCCAGACCUCUAUGUUUCUGCGCGUUCUAUUAUAUCCUUGAAUAUCGUACUUAACGUCGGAACGACCUGUAAUGCUGUAUAAUUUCGUAAUGCGCGUAAUAUAAUGCGCCCGCGAGUUUAUUAUUAUCAAAUUCAUAAAUUCCGUGCGUUCGUAGUUACCAAUUUCAUGUUGCGCGGAACAACGAAUCAUAUUAAACAUAAAUUAUUUGAAGCAGGCUUAUUCGAUAUAAUAAUAAACAAUGUUCACGCGCGUUUCUUUGAAGCUGUCCUUCCUCUGAAAUAUUGAAUAUAUUGAAGUGUUUCUUUCCUCACAUCGACAACGAGACUUCAUCUACAAUAAAUUUACAAAUAAUUAAAAGAUAACGACAACAAUUAAAUGUGCGAAAGUACAUAACGCUCGAAAAAACGAAACGAAAGAAGCGCAAGAAUGUAUCUCUAAUCCAUCUUUGCUGACAAUGAGGAAAAUUCGAUUUCAAGUUGAUCAAUCUCUGAAAGGAGUAGAUGCGCGACUUGUGUGCGUUGUAGUACUUUCUGUACUUGCAAACUCGAGACGCAAGGGUACCUCGGCGGUAUCGGCUCCGCGCUCACGUAAGGUACGGGCCGAGUUCUUCAUUAUCGUCAGGGGCCGAAAUUGCGUGGGCGUACCCAUACCUUCGUGCACACACGUUACCUUGACGUACUACGGCCGGACAUACGCGCGUGUGCGCACGAGCGCGUAAUGUUACUACGUGGUGCGGAUACGUGCUUACACACCUUCGCGUAUACCUGUGCGAGCGGAUCGAGCGGAGAGCGGCAUCCCCGAGCGACGACGGAAACGGCCGAGCCGGUCGCGGAGCCGGUUGUGUCGCGCUGCCUUGGCCAGAUGCACGACCGCGGAGUCAGUAUCGCGUCAGUCCCGAAGUGGAAUUGGUCAGUGAUCUGUGUCAGAGCAGGGCCAGUCCGCGUCCAUCAUUCUCCUUUCCUUUCUCCCAUCUCCCUCGGGUUUUAAUUGUGUGACCACCGCCUCUUUUCUAAUCUCUUCACCCUCGCCCUGGCUACGUCGCCCCGACGACGCGCACGCAUCGUCGUCUCCGUCAUCCCGUCGCGCGAUCCGCACGAGAUCGUUACUCGCGAGAUGCACAUAUACACGGUAAUGCAACACAGUGCCACAGUGUAGAGUUGUUAGUGGAGAUAGCAGAAAUUAGUUUAUAAAACAGCCGUGCCUCCCACGUUGUCCACCAUCACGAACAACCGCCAACACCGACACCGGAUAGUUUAGCGUUUUUCUAGCUGAAGAAAUUCGGAGUAAGUCACGCGGAGGGACAGAGGGAGAGAGAGAAAAAGGAAGAGCGGCAACAUUAUCGAGCCGAGCCACCGGUGCCCAAAGUCAACAAAUGGAGCAUAGAGGCGCGCCGCGCGGGCAGCAGGAGCAGCAGUAGCGUUCAGCUAUCGUCGGGGGCCUGAUCGUCGGGCCCUGUCUCACGGAGGCCCGAUCUCGCGCGGGGGGACGCGGGGUCGCGGAGGUGCCGCAGCGGCCUCAGCCAACGCGAUGGCCGCAACCGACGGUCAGAUCGUCGUUGCGGCGGCACGCUGGGCCGAGGAGGCGACGUACCUGCGCGAGUUCGUCUCCAAGUACCGUCUGCCGGCCGUGAUCAAGAUCACGAAGGGCCAGUAUGGCGGGCUGGGCGUGCCGACGCUACCGGCGCCCAGCUUGCAGAGCACCGCGCUGCUGAUAUCGGCCGGCCGUCGGCGUAAGAUCGUGGCGCAGGCGGUGAAGAUCAAGGAGGGCCGCCGGGUAGUCGGCGUGGGGCCCAGACUGGCGAUACCGGACUCGUACGCGGGCUACUUCGAGAUCCUGAGCGAGGAAGGCCGAGCGGUGCGUGGUAUCGAGUCGGUGAACGAGCUGUCGCGACGAUGCCCGGAGGAGGGUGCUCUGGUGCGCGAGACCGUGCGCGCCAUCGCUUGCCGGGUGGACGACGAGUCCGGGAUCGUGGUACCGGAGGGCACGCGAACCCUCGCGGCCGGCGAGACGAUCGUCACCGCUGGCGAAGUGGCGCUACCCGGACGCGGCCGGUUCCUGCGCUGCGUGGACUGCCGCGGCGACAACGUUCUACUCGGGAUGGAUCAGCGCGGUCGCUUCAGCGCGCUCGCGCGCGAGGACAACAUCAGCGGCGUGCACACCGCCAGGGCGCUCCUCAGCAAACGUCUGCCACUCACGGUGAGACUGGUGCACGGCCAGCCGCCGCGGGGGCUCAAGUCGUCGUCUCAGUUCGUGCCCGAGUUGAGGCUGCUGUCGACCUUUGAAGAGGAGCACGUGUUCGCGUUGCCGUUACAGAGAGAAGGGGCGGCGGUCGCGUUGCCGCUCGCGGCACCGCUCAAACUGGUGAAGGCGCGAAACGAGGAAGCGCUCAGGUCGAUGCAGGAGUUCACGAGGCUGGUGGAGCGCGCUUCCCGCCUGGUCGCUGACGUGGCUGACCGAGCGCACGUGUUGGACGGUCGUCUGGGCGAGAGCAAGCCCUCUAGGCAGACGAGGAGCGCGUCGGGUUUCCUCAGGAGACCGUCCACGAACUCGGAUCACGGGCCGCUGGGCCACCACAGAAACAGCAGCGCCGGCCACCAUCAUCAUCAUCAUCAUUAUCACAGCAGCAACGGGCAUCAGACGGCCUCCGGUCACUCAGGUUAUCGGGACGAGAACAGGGUACCGCCGUCGGCCUGCACGGAGGAAUACGACGAGAUCGACCAGAUAUAUGAUUAUGUGCGCGGAUUCGCACCGUUGCCGAAGAGCGUCAGGGCACCUUACGAGAGUCCCCUCGCCACGGGCCAGGGUGGUUCGACCCCGCCGUUGACGCCGGUCACGGUGACGAUCGCGCCGCUGCUGGACGACCGACCGGAACCACCUCCGAUCGAGACGAUACCGACGAAGAAGAUCCAGGCGGAGAAGCGAACCAGGCGCGCAGUCAAGGAAGCGCCGCAGCCGCGGGUGGAGAAGCCGCCGCUGGCGAAGCUCUACGUGAAGAACAGCGGUACUCAGCGCGGCCGUCCGCUAAUGAGGCAGAAGAGCGCGUCGCCGUUGAAGGAAACGCCGCCGGGUUACAAGGGCGGAUCGCCGCUUUUCAACAUACGCUACAAGAGCCUGACGAAUCUCCAACAGGCGAUGGAGCUCGACGGCACGUUGGAUUCCAGUCACUCGGGCGGAAGGACGUCGGGGGACUCCGGCGCGGGCGCCAAGUUGCCAGAGAAGAGAUCGAGACGUUUAAGCAGGCCACGGUCGCUGACGAAUUUAGUUUGGGAGCUACGAGGCGGAAGCGGCCUCGGUUGCACGAGACCGGAAACUCCACCUCCUGCCACGACUGCACCGCUGCCGCCAACUAAAUGUGGACCACGUUUGGCUGUCACUGUCGUGGCACCGCGACGGGUCGGCACGCUCUACCUCUAACUCAUUCGACCGACCGAAGGGCUGAAGAAGGCAAAGAGCGGUUCGGAUGAAGAGCCGUGGAUCUCCGACAUCAUUCGAUUAAUCAAAAUUCGCAACAGGAGCUCAAGGAAGAUGGACAGAAGAAGGACGGGGAUAUUUCCGCCAGCGACUCCGCCAUUCUUUCAGCGUUGAUUCAAUCGCGAAAGCCAUUCAAACUCGUCAUCCGACACACACGCAAUCGCAUGUACAUCCAUGCUCUACAUAUACACACGUGCACACAUACAUACAUACACAACACGCAUAGAGGACCCGAAGCCUGAUCAACGCCGCGUACUUCCUGUGAUCGUCGAUUAACGAUAAGCGGAAUAAUCAAAAAUAGCGACGCAGCGGAAGAGAAUACGUUCAGGUCACGUGCGAACAGAGACGCGAGUUACGAUGAUACUCUCGUAAAUGAAAGGCGAAGCCGUGUUCUAAAAUGAAUUGUAGCGGAUACGCAAUAGAUACGCGACGUAGCAGAAGAGUAGAAGCCAGUUAUACAAUGAAGUGUUCUGUGGUAACGACGUUUGAUUUAUUGUGCAUAUAACGCGCAUAAACAAUCCGGAAGUACAUAAAAUAUGAAUAGUUUUGUUAUCUGAAAAUUUAUUUUUAUCAUCUGAAAACGUAUUACUUUGGUAUUAUUUUAUGUGUCUCUCGUCUUCGUUUAUGGAGAAAGGAAGGAUCUUUAUCUCUUAAUAACGAAAAAGUUCCGAUAAUAUAAUCUGUUUCAUCAGAAUGUUUCAUAUAAUUUUUUUAUCAAAUUUAUUUGUUACGAUAAGCCGGAUAAGAAAAAUAUAUUUAAAUGUAAUUAAUUUUUUUAUCGACGAAUGAAUCAUAAUUCUGAUGGUGUUGUUAGUAAAAUUCUCAUGUCUAAUGCAUAUCCGGCAUGCGAUGAUGGUACAGAAGCCUUAAUUUAUCAUCGGGUGUAUUUCCUUUUUAGUCGAUUGAGGAUGGGAAUCGGAGAGUGACGAGAAAGAAGGUCGAUUCUACACACUAUAGUCGCGUAUUUUCUCAAGAGCUACACGAUUUGCGUACGCAUAAAUCACGACAUCGCCUCGUAAACGAGUAGUAGAUUUCUUCUUUUUUUAUUUUCUACGAAGAGGCGCGCUGUCAACGGACCUCCAGAGAGCCUCUGGCUGGCCGCGUAGUUAAGGAUAUGAAUGCCAUAAUAAUGACCAAGUUUUGUGGUUGUACUUAAGUCAUACUUUAUACUCUAUUUUACUGCUAGGAUGAUUAAGCGUAAGUUACUUUAUAUACAAUUAUCAAAGUGUCUUUAUCAUAGUUAUCACUACGUUUUUACUUUCGAUUUGUCGUCGAGCUGGACGGCGACGAAUAUCGCGCCGAUCGAUAAUUGGCGCAAGCUAUGAGGACCUUGCAAUAUUGCCUACCUGCACUUGUGAUCGUAUAUCUAACUCGGAUUUAAGAGGAUUUAAGCUGAACGCUCAUAAUCCAUACUAUACCAGUACUCGAAUGCUACGAUUUCCACGGGAUAAAUUUGACAGAAAAGUACAUCUUUUUUUAUUAACAACGUCCGCCACUGUGAUCAUAAUUUUUUGGAUGAUGCACAAGGCAAAAUUAAUAAAUCAAAAUAAAACGUCUUUUUUUGCUCAUUGAGUGUAAGAGCCAAGAAAGAUACAAAGAAGAAAUAAAAAUUCGAAUUUUUCUACAAUUGACUGAAGAUAAGUAAUAAGAUAGUCUGGAAAAAUAUUUGCAAUUUGAGCGCUCAGUUGUUUUUUAGUUUCACAGUACAUCACAUUAUUGUCUCAAUUCCCGAGCAUUGGCACUGCGCUAAUUUUGACAAAAUCGUCGCACGUAGAAUCAUGUAUUGCAUUUAUUUACAUCCCAACGUGUCAGACAAGCCAUCGACGAAGCAUCGCGAGAAUCGCGAUCACGUGGCCGAUAACGAAAUAGACUCUCUCAUCGAAAGUCAGGUGCGAGACCGCCUUUCGUUUGACAGUCCUGACCAAAGGACGCGUUUGGACCUUGGUCUCAUUUUUGUGAUUAUUAUUUAAAUACACGUUAAGCACAAACAAUAGACUAAGUUAGGCUUGUUGUAAUUGAGUACGAAAAUAGCCGUUGUACCGAAUGACUCUAUAAGAGAUCUUAUAUCGUUUUUUGAUAUCGGUAAAAGCGCUACAAUUGCAUUCGGGAUAUUUUAAUUAUGCACAUCUACGAUGUACGAAUCGCUUAUCUGAGAGAACUGAGUAAGUAAUUCUUCAUUGUAAUUGUCCUUACGUAACGAUGUACGUUCGUAAAGAAAAUCGAAAACAAGUGGCCUUCCCGCGAAGAGAGAACUUUGAUACAAGCUAAACGAGAAGAGAGAACGUUCAAUAAUCAGAACACGUUCGUUGCAAUCGAACUAGCGCUAUAUUUUACGAGUGUACAAUAAGUUUCUAGAUUUACACUACGAAGUAUAGAUUCUAUUAUCAUGAACAUUAUAUCGCGCAAUAUGAAUUUGUAUGGAAGGCACUCGGUCCCCUUUACGACAGAACUCUAUGUGUUAUAGGCGUGUGCCGAAGCGAAUACGCUUAUUUCGUAUGUUGACGUUCUCGGAGAGUGUAAUUUUGCCAUGACGACGAGCGUCGAAUUGAAAAGAAGUUGCCUCCGGAUCGAGGAGCUCCAUGUUCUCCUAGUUCUUUGGGGCCUUAAAUAAUCACGAGAUAGAUCUCUACGUGAGCGAUCGCCCUCGAAAGAUCUGGCCGUUUUUCUUCUGUCGCUCAGCUUCUCACACUUGCAGAAAGCGCGAUUAAAACGAACAGAUCUGUGGAGUGACCGCGCGAUUGGCUCAUCGGUAUCACCGUAACAUCGUCAGCCACGUUCUCGCGGCGAAAUACUCAGCGCGUAAGGGUCGAGGAUCGUUGUGCCUUCGUGUAUGCACGUUAAAAUACGUUUAAUGAUUGUAAGACGGGCAGACAUCCACACUUUGUGAUUCCAUAAGCAGUUGUUCAGUUUUUAUACUUUCUUUAAUGCUUACUUAGGAUAGCUUGUGUACUCUAAAGAGUGUUUCAAUAAAAAUCACAGUGAAAUAAAAA